This is a messenger RNA of Menidia menidia (Atlantic silverside), 1419 nucleotides long. NCBI's taxonomy places the organism in Eukaryota, Metazoa, Chordata, Actinopteri, Atheriniformes, Atherinopsidae. The record is from the annotation of a GenBank genome assembly.
UUGAGGAAGGUUCAGCGGCAACUGGGCUUUUACAUAAUGGACAGCCAGGGAAGGAAAGUGGUGGUCUGUGACAAUGGAACCGGUUUCGUCAAGUGUGGCUAUGCAGGCUCCAACUUCCCAGAGCACAUCUUCCCUGCGCUUGUUGGGAGGCCCAUCAUACGCUCGACGGCCAAAGUGGGAAACAUUGAAAUCAAGGACCUGAUGGUGGGAGAUGAGGCCAGUGAGCUGCGCUCCAUGCUGGAGGUGAACUACCCCAUGGAGAACGGCAUCGUCAGGAACUGGGACGACAUGAAGCACCUGUGGGACUACACCUUCGGCCCAGAGAAGCUCAACAUCGACUCCCGCAACUGCAAGAUCCUGCUGACCGAGCCCCCCAUGAACCCCACCAAGAACCGGGAGAAAAUCAUCGAGGUGAUGUUUGAGACCUACCAGUUUGCAGGAGUCUACAUCGCCAUUCAGGCCGUGCUGACGCUCUACGCCCAAGGCCUCCUGACCGGCGUGGUGGUGGACUCGGGCGACGGCGUGACGCACAUCUGCCCCGUGUACGAGGGCUUCAGUCUGCCCCACCUGACCAGGCGCCUGGACAUCGCAGGCCGGGACAUCACCCGCUACCUCAUUAAGGUACCCGCUGGGCGAGCCGGGGAGUCCCUCCAGCCACCCCCGCCCGCCCCCUCACCCCCCCCCCCCCCCCCCCCCCGGGUGGCCCUGUCCGGGUCUUUGCAGUUGCUGCUGUUGAGGGGCUACGCCUUCAACCACUCCGCCGACUUCGAGACGGUGCGCAUGAUGAAGGAGAAGCUGUGCUACGUGGGCUACAACAUCGAGCAGGAGCAGAAGCUGGCCCUGGAGACCACCGUGCUGGUGGAGUCGUACACGCUGCCAGAUGGCCGUGUGAUCAAGGUGGGAGGAGAGCGGUUCGAGGCCCCCGAGGCCCUGUUCCAGCCCCACCUCAUCAACGUGGAGGGUGUCGGAGUGGCCGAGCUCCUCUUCAACACCAUCCAGGCGGCCGACAUAGACACCAGGCCCGAGUUCUACAAACACAUCGUGCUGUCGGGGGGCUCCACCAUGUACCCGGGCCUGCCUUCCCGGCUGGAGAGGGAGCUCAAGCAGCUGUACCUGGAGCGCGUGCUCAAGGGCGACGUGGACAAGCUUUCGAGAAACAUGAAGGCCUUCACCGGGGGAGCGCUCAGCCGCAUCAUGAACUUAUUACACGCCUCCGUGUCCCCUGUCUUGCAGAAAUUUAAGAUCCGGAUCGAGGAUCCUCCCAGGCGAAAGCACAUGGUGUUCCUGGGCGGAGCCGUGCUGGCCGACAUCAUGAAGGACAAGGACAACUUCUGGCUGACCCGGGAGGAGAUCGGCUCCCACUUUUCCUCACAAGCCCCAAGAACUAAUUUCAUCUUUGCAGAUCCUCCCCUCACAUAG